UAGCACCCCACCCUUCCCAACAUGGCACCUGAGCCCCUCAGAUCUCCAUUUCUCGUCUGCCUGACGGUAUCAGUCAGUUUACUUACCGUCGCAGCUGCAAUUCCGUCCACGCCAAUACGCGAGAUGUCGCCUCACGGAGCGCCGUUGAGCGGUAGUGCCGAUAGUAGCAGUCCAAGCGGUAGCAGCUUGAGCAAUAGCAGCGGAAUUCUGAUUCCUAGGUGCGACCAGCGGCAGUAUGAAGCGCUGGAGCUGCCUAACGGGCUCACCGUGUUGCUUAUAUCGGAUCCCGAAACCGAUAAGGCUGCUGCAGCUAUGGACGUCGGCGUGGGGUCGCUCAGCGAUCCGGACGACGCGCCUGGUCUGGCGCACUUUCUAGAGCACAUGCUGUUCUACGCUAGCGAGAAGUACCCUAUCGAGGACAGCUACAGUGACUUUCUCAAUAAGCACAGCGGGCGGUCCAACGCGUACACGGCGGCGGAGAACACCAACUACCAGUUCGACGUGGCGGCUGAGUUCCUCGAUGAAGCUCUUGACAGGUUUGCUCAGUUCUUCAUCGGCCCACUCAUGUCAGCUGAUGCGACCAACCGAGAGAUCAAUGCAGUGCACUCAGAGCACACCAAGAAUCUGAUAUCAGACCCCUGGCGGAUCAACCAGCUUCAAAAGAGCUUCUGCACGCCGCAGCAUCCCUUCUACAAGUUCAACGUUGGAUCCCUGGAGACGCUGAAAGAGGUGCCUGAAGCCAAUGGGAGGGACAUACGGCAGGAGCUGAUAGCCUUCUACAGCCAGUACUACUCGGCCAACCUCAUGCACCUCGUGGUGUAUGGCAAAGACUCCCUCUCGUCCCUGAGAGCCAUGGUGGAGAGUCGCUUUGCCCUCAUCCCCAACAAGUCGCUCCAGCAGCCUGAGAUUCCAGGCGACCCCUGCGGUCCUGAAUGCACCAAGAAGCUGGUGCGUGCAGUGCCUGUGACUGAGGGCCACAAGCUGGAGCUGGUCUGGCCCACACCGGCCGACCAGCACCUGCACCGUGCCACCCCCUCUCGCUACCUGGGGCACCUCAUUGGCCAUGAGGGGCAUGGUUCGCUGUUUGCUCUGCUCAAGAAGAAAGGGUGGGCCACGGCUCUGGGAGCGGGGCGCAGCCACAGCAGCAAGCACUAUGCGUUCUUUGCUGUCAACAUCGAUCUCACUGACCUAGGCCAUGAGCAUGCAAUGGAGGUGGUGGAGCUGGUGUUUCGGUACAUCGGGCUCAUUCAGAGUGGGGAAGGCAUUCAAAAGUGGAUAUUCGACGAGCUGGCAGCGGUGUGCGCCACCAAGUUCCACUUCCAGGACAAGCAGCAGCCCUUCUUCUACACGUCCGCCAUCGCUGCCGGCAUGCAGCUGUACCCGCGUGAGGACUGGCUGGCAGGCGCCUCUCUGCCGCGAGACUUUGACCCCCAUGCACUGGCUGAGAUGGCCAGAGCGCUUACUCCCGACAACGUGCAAGUCUUUUGGCUGUCGAAGCAGUUUGAGGGGGAGGCAACGGAGGAGGAGCGGUGGUACAAGACAAAGCACUCCGCCCAGGCCAUUCCGGAUGACUUGUUGCAGCGGUGGAAAGCAGCAUCCAAUGCCGUGACUCCUCUUCCUCCUGCUGCUCCUGCUGCUGCGGUGGCUGCUGCAUCCACCUCUACUGCUGCUGCUGCUGCUGCAGCAUCCAGCAGGGAUGCUGCCCUUGCUCCUCAGGCUAGUGCUGCUGGCUCGGAUGGAAGUGCCUGCGAUCUGCAUCUGCCAGCUCCCAACGAGUUUGUGCCCACCGACCUUGAAGUCCUAACUCAACCUACUGGCAAGGUGUCUUCCCCCACAGUGAUCCACGAGACGCCCAUGCUGCGCCUGUGGCACAAGCCAGACACCCUCUUUGGCCUUCCCAAGGCUGUGCUCUUCCUGCAGCUCGCCUCUCCUGCUGCCUACACCUCCCCCCGCUCUGCCCUCCUCACGCGCCUCUUCGCCUCCCUGCUGCAAGACGCCCUCAACGCAUAUGCUUAUGACGCUGAGAUCGCAGGGCUCAACUAUUCCAUCGUCCCAAGCGUCCACGGCAUUCAGAUCUCAGCGUGGGGUUACAGCCACAAGCUGCUGGUUCUAGUGACCAAGAUCAUCGACCACCUCGUCUCAUUCACUGUCGAUGCUGACCGCUUCCAUGUCAUCAAGGAGAAGGAGCAGCGGGAGUUUGAGAACUUCCGCUAUGACCAGCCAUACGCGCAGGCGCUCUACUCCGCCUCCGUGCUGCUCGCCCACCGCCGCUGGCACUUCUCCGACUACCUUGCUGCGCUGCCCGCCCUCGAGCCCGCCCACCUCUCUGCGUUUCUCCCCUCGCUGCUCUCCCAUGUCUCCCUUGAGCUCUUCGCCUCAGGCAACCUCGCCCCCACAGCAGCAAUAGCCUUUGCCCAAGAGACCGAAUCUCGCCUGCGCUCCAGCCCGCUGGCAGCAGCAGUGCCCCCCGUGCCGCCACAGCGCCCAGAGCUGCGCAUGGUGCGGCUGGGAGACAGCAGCGCUGCCGUGCUGGCUGCUGACAACCUGAACCCUGAGGACGAGAACUCUGCUAUCGUUUUCUAUCUACAGGUGUGUCAGGAUGGCGAGACAGCCCUCCUCCCUGCAACAGCGGACAGCACAGGGGAUGAUGGAGAGGGCAAGGCAGAGGGAGCGGCGGAGGGUGGGGUCGCAGGAGACGGAGAGCGGAGCAACGGGACCUGUGGGUCAAGUGGGAAGGCAGGGGGAGAGGGGGGGCAGGGAGCGCGUGUGCAGGGAGUGAGUGAGGGGGAGGGGGUGCGGGUGCGGGCGCACGUGGUGGCACAGCUGCUGGUGCAGGUGGUGGAGAGGGACGUGUUCUACGAGCUGCGCACGGUGCAGCAGCUGGGAUACAUCGUCUUCCUCAUGGCACGCAACGAGAAUGCGGUUCACGGCAUCACAUUCAUCAUCCAGUCAAACGUCAAGUCUGCCAGCGACCUGGACGGGCGGGUGGAGGCAUUUCUGCAGGCAGCUGAGAGCAAGCUGGCGACCAUCAGCGAAGAGGAGUUCCAGACCCAUGUGGUGGCGCUGGUGGCUAAGAAGCAGGAGCGGAAGAAGAACCUGGUGGAGGAGGCGAAUGCGAUGUGGAAGGAGAUAGACGACGCCACGCUGGCCUUUGACCGCGUUGACAAGGAGGUGGCGGAGCUGCGACUGCUGCGCCCAUCCCACGUGGCGCAUUUCUUUGCCACCGUGGUGAGGCAAGGCGCUCCCAGCAGGAGGCUUCUGAGUAUCCAGGUGCAGAGGCAUGAGAAGGGAGCGCCUGGGGAAGCAGCCACAACCUGCGCCGUGGAAAACGCCCCCAAGCCUGCUGUCAAUGGUUCAGCCGGUGCUGCUCCUGUCUGUGAUGCUAACUUGGAAAAAGGCGAAGCAAAUGACACCGGUAGCACAAGCAAGGAGGGGGCAAAAGAGGUGGAAGCUACAUCAAAGGACAAGAGGGAGGUGAUUGAAAACAUUUAUGAUUUCAAGCGCACCCAGGCUCUGUAUCCGUCACUCAAGGGAAGGCCACUUCCGCCUUCCAUUGUAUCAUCAUCAUUGUAAGCCUGGUCGAUUGCCAAUUUAGUGUUCGUAUUCAAGCCCGCUUCCUUAUGCUGGCUUUAUGUUCUUAUACGUUAAUUCAUAGAUGCUAUCUUUUCACUCGUAACAAUUGAUGAAAUUUCUCUCAUG
Molecule: messenger RNA, 3699 nt
Organism: Closterium sp. NIES-67
Lineage: Eukaryota; Viridiplantae; Streptophyta; Zygnematophyceae; Desmidiales; Closteriaceae
Source: the annotation of a GenBank genome assembly